This is a messenger RNA of Acanthoscelides obtectus, 2479 nucleotides long. NCBI's taxonomy places the organism in Eukaryota, Metazoa, Arthropoda, Insecta, Coleoptera, Chrysomelidae. The record is from the annotation of a GenBank genome assembly.
GUCAAGUUGCCAACCGACAUGUCAAAGUUAGCAUACCUUUCAAACUAUUAACAAAAUUUUAGUAUUAUGUUUCCAAUAUCAUUUGCCCCGAAACUGAUAAGAAGCUGCACUAUACUAUUGAACAUCUCAAAAACUUAUUGUUGCCCUCCUACGCCAAAACCGCCCGUAGUCACAGUUUUGAAUGCUUGUAGCAAAAUAGGAAAGUAUGUCGCCUUACUGCUCAAACAGAACCCACUUAUAGGAGAAUUAAGGCUCUAUGACAAAAAUGGAACCGUUUGUGCGGUCGCAGAAGAUCUAAGUCAUAUCGACACUAGGACUAAAGUUAGGUCUUUCGGAGGUUCUGCUGUUUUGAAACAUGCAGUAGCAGAAGUUGACAUAGUAGUCUCUGUAGGAGGUUGUAAAGAAUCGUCUAGAGAAAGCUACAAGAAAUUGUUCGAAAAAAAUGUUGAUGAUGUAAGAUCUGAAGCACUUCAUAUGAUAGAAUUCAACCCUAAGGCUGUAUUUUGUAUUGCAAAGCCGCCUAUUGAAGCAUUGGUGCCGAUGGUAUCUGAGGAGUUUAGGAAGGCAGGUGUAUAUGAUAGCAGAAAAAUAAUUGGCAUUACCUCAGUGGGAUCCAUGAGAGCUAACUAUCACAUAGCCAAUGUUACAGGACAAAGAGCCGCAGAUGUGAUAUGUCCAAUCGUAGGAGGACUUAGCACAAACUGUCUAGUCGCUGUAUUGUCACAAACAAAGCCUAAAACAACCAGCCCGCAAAUAAUACCAACAGUUCAAAAAUUAAUUGGUGAAAGCGAAGAUGACGUCCUAAAAUUGUACGCUGACUGUCAUACAGUGUGCUUAAGCCCAGCCUUAGCUGUGGCAAGAUUUGUGAACACAAUGUUGAAAGCUCUCCGUGGAGAUACCAAUUGUGUUGAUUGUGCUUUUGUUGCUCAAACGGGUCAUAUUGGACAGUUUUUGCCUUAUAUGACAUCAAUAGUAAGGCUAGGUGUUAAGCGUAAUACAACACGAAGCUAGGAUAGCCAAUCUGCGGCGAACGACCAUCUGUGAAGGAUUUUUAUUUUGGCUACAGCAGAGAGCUCUCAGAAUAUAGGGCGGCAUGGUGCUAUAACAACCAUGAAGGCAAAUGGUAUAUGAUUUUGUGACCGUAUUUAAUUUCAAUAAGGCUGCUACCUCUAGGGGCACAGUGUCACAAAGUCUAUCUUAGCACCAGAUGAACAAAGAAAAAUAUGGCACAGGACGAUAUGGAAUUAUGUCCAGCCAUAUGCCAAAAAUAAGCGGAGAUGAGGCGCACAGACUGAAAAAAGCAGCUGUUAUUAUUAAAGAUCUAAUCAAAAUGGGAGAAUCAUUCGUCACAGGAGAGAUUCUGGACGAUAGCAUUCAACAAAAUGGGUCUGCACAAAAACUUCAAGAAGCUGCACAAGCUCAAGCGACGGCGGCAUCUGCUUUUGGAAAAGUCCAGUCGCAACAGACAUCCGGUUAAAAACGCAGGUUUAUAGUAGAAAGUGAACAACAAUAUUGUCGCCCCAGUUAUUCUAAGUCAACUGUUAUUAAUUUCUCAGUAAAAUAUGUUCUGUAAGAUAGAUCUCUCAAACACCACUUUCGUUGAUAGUAAUACGCUAAACACAUCGCGCUUUUCACGUCUAUCUAUCUAGUAAGAGUUAUAUUCAUUGCAGUUCAAUUUAUAUGAAGGACAAUGGUAAAAAUGCGCCUGCAUUUGUGUGCUGUAAAGACCGACAUGCAUAGGUACUCCAAAUGGCUUGACAUUACAUCAUUCCAUUUUCCUGAUGCUCUGAAACUGUAAAGUAUCAAUUUUACACUGGAUUUUGUAUUCCAUCUGGCACUUUAUAUUGUAACUAACUUUUUGUUUUUGGUUGCAUAUGAUGAUGCUAUUGUGAAUGGGGAGCUUUUUGUGGUCAUAAUUUCGAGCAACACAGGCAUCUUCUUCAUUAUACAAACCAUCCAAAAAUAUAUUAUGGGUUCCAAAAUUCGUAUGUCUAAAUAAAGUGGAUACACUUUUAUCUUGGGAUCAAUUAAAAACAUGAGUAAUAAGUGCAUACAUAUCAUUUAUUCACUUAUUCAACAAAACUAAAUACGAUCAUAUAUUCAAUAAAAAUGUGUCAGUUUGUUACCUAAAAAUACGUAAAUGAGAAGACAAAUGAAUAUGUCACUAUAUACAAAAAAGUUUUUAGUUGUGUAUGCAUAUAUUUAUAACUUAAUCUUGUCAGCGAGUGAGCAUGACAGCCCAGUACCAUCAGGCUCAACUUGUAGUUGUGUCACUUUACCAUUUUCAGCAACCAAGGAGUACCUGAAACAAAUAAAUGUUGGUUUAUCUGCAACUGGAAAAAUUGAAAGAGGAUGAAAGCAUUGAUGUCCAUAUUUCACGACAUCAUAAGAGACAUGAUUUCUAAAUCUUAUGUACAAACACAAGGUUGUCACACUUUUUUUGAAAGUAGUAAUGUAUAAAUUUUUUACUAAACCAGAC